ACUUACCUUACCUACUCAGUCAAUAAAAAUACAGACUGUUAUUCUAUUGCAAAAGCUUUCUCUACUUUACUGCAGUUAUAAAUAAGUGUUAGCUUUAAAUUGCUCCGCAAUAUGGAAUACCCUAACUAUACUGAUGAUUCUCGAAUGUUAUCUGUGGAUUUUGAAGUCCUUGGACUUGUACAUGGCGUGUUCUUCAGAAAGUACGUCCUACAGGCGGCGAAUAAGCUAGGGGUCACGGGUUGGGUAAAGAAGACGCCUACCGGAAGUGUCGCAGGUACCAUCCAGGGGAACAAGGCGGGGGUCGCCCUCAUGAAAGAUUGGCUAUAUAAAGAAGGGAGUCCACGGUGCCUGAUUCAGGGUUGUGUGUUCAGAAACGAACACGAACUCAUCAACUUGGAUUUCCCGCAGUUCACUAUUUCCCCCAGUGACUGGUGAUGGCCAUACGUCGAAAUCAAACAUUUACCCUACAGUAUUGUUUUUCUAAGUGUCUUCAUGCAACUUUUUAUGUUUACCUUAAUAAAAGAGAAAAAAAAUA
Molecule: messenger RNA, 535 nt
Organism: Mya arenaria
Lineage: Eukaryota; Metazoa; Mollusca; Bivalvia; Myida; Myidae
Product: acylphosphatase-1-like
Exons: 4
Coding region: 112-435 (107 amino acids)
Molecular function (GO): acylphosphatase activity
Source: RefSeq, a predicted model, not a curated record